GCUUCUCCGCCUCUGCGGCCGCCGCUGCAGCCACUGCCUCAGCCGCCGCCGCCGACACCGCCGCCUCCACCUCUGCCUCCGCCUCCUCCCCCGCUCCGUCCGCGACCCCAGCCAGGGCCCCAGCCCCAGCCCCGGCCUCGCCCGCGACCCGGCCAACCUCCUCCCCGGCCCCGGCCCGGGCCCCGGCGGCCCAGCCGCGGGUACCAUGCUGCCCAGCUCCAUCCAGAUUUCCGGAGAGCCGCUGUCAGGCGCCGAGGUGCGGGACAUCUGCCGCGGCCUGCGCGACAACGCCGUGCGCCUGCUCUCCCUGCGCGGCUGCCGCCUCUGCGACCGCGACUUCGGCCGCAUCUGCCGGGCCCUGGCCGGGGCCACGUCCCUCGCUCAGCUCAAUCUUAACCUAGGCGUCGUGUCCAGCCCCAGCCGCAUCAAGCAGCUGGCGGAGGCGCUGCGAACCAACCGCUCCAUCCAGUCCCUCUUCCUGCAUGGGAGCCCUCUGACAGAUGCUGGGCUGGCCUUGCUGAACCCAGCCCUGGCCCUCCACCCUGCCCUCGUGGCUCUCGACCUCGGGGACUGUAUGCUGGGUGAUGAAGCUAUCAACCUCAUCUGUGGCCUCCUCCCCCCAGAUGGGGCCAAGUCGGGCUUGAAAGAGCUAACGCUGAGCGCCAACCCUGGCAUCACCCCUAAGGGCUGGAGCCGCCUCGCCAUUGCUGUGGCCCACAGCUCCCAAGUCCGCGUCCUCAAUCUGGACUACAACCCCCUGGGUGACCAUGUGGCAGGGAUGCUAGCUGUAGCUGUAGCCUCCAGCCGCACCCUAGAAGUCCUAGAUUUGGAGGGUACAGGGCUUACGAACCAGUCAGCUCAGACUCUGCUGGACAUGGUAGAAAAUUAUCCCACAGCUCUGCGGAGCCUAGUGUUGGCUGAGAACAGCAUCAGCCCAGAGCUGCAGCAGCAAAUCUGCGACCUACUCUCUGAGGGGGAAGAGGAAGAGGAGGUGGCAGGAGGGACUGGUGACACCCAGGAAUGGGAGAGAGGACGGGAGCCUGCUGCCCACCAGAGGGGCAACAGCUCCUGGAUGUGCCCCAGCGAUCCCAGUUCUCAGAUGGUGCUAAUGACAUCAGGACUAGGGGACAGUCUGUUGGCUGAAACCGAGAUGUGACUCUCCAUUUGGGCUUCUGCACAUCAUUACACUUGUCUAUGUCCUCAGCACCUUCCUCCAGAUGUCAGGGCUUGGGAGGUUGGGGAAAGGGGUUGCUUGGGGCUCUGGCAGCUCCUGGCACUAGUGGGAGGCUCUGGAAGCUGUGACUAGGCAAUGGCUAUGGGGUGGGGGUGGGGGUGCUGAACCCAGGGCAAGGCCUCUGGACCUGUUGGCAGUUCUUGACUGCAACCCGCUGGCUCGGAAGAGAUUUUACAAACUCCCCAACCUGGUGUGUGGCAGUGGUCACUGGGGACCCAGAAAUGGGAGGAACUCAAACUACCACUAGGCACCAUUAGGGGGCAGUAUCACCCCACCGCCCAAGCACCAGGCAGCACACUCUCCCAAUAAGCCUAGCCCAGGUCUAGGACCUGGGAUUCUGGGUGACACAUCACAAGCUCCAUGAAGAUUCUAAAAAAAGAAGAGAAUAGGUCCAAAGCAGGGCUGGACUGAACCCUACUUAUUGAGGGGAGAUCCAGGGGCUCUAAGGUUGUGGGUGCCCCUUCUGCUGCUUGCUGCUCUGUGCCCAGGGACACCAUAGGCAGAAUGUGUUAAGGGGAGUCACUGGCAAAGACUAGGGAAAAAACUAGGUCUGAAAAUAUGAAAAUACUCAAGAAUGGGGAGAAGAAUGGGAGAGGAAAGGUCAUUAAGGAAAAUAAGGCCAUACCAGUAA
Marmota monax (woodchuck) is the source of this 1865-nucleotide messenger RNA. It is a transcript of the gene Lrrc73, whose product is annotated as leucine rich repeat containing 73. Bases 206 to 1156 code for a protein of 316 amino acids. The record is from RefSeq and is a predicted model, not a curated record. NCBI's taxonomy places the organism in Eukaryota, Metazoa, Chordata, Mammalia, Rodentia, Sciuridae. The transcript has 6 exons.